Salarias fasciatus (jewelled blenny) is the source of this 6482-nucleotide messenger RNA. RefSeq names its product calcium channel, voltage-dependent, L type, alpha 1S subunit, a (gene cacna1sa). Gene Ontology annotation, biological process: calcium ion import across plasma membrane. Gene Ontology annotation, molecular function: high voltage-gated calcium channel activity; calcium ion binding. The record is from RefSeq and is a predicted model, not a curated record. Lineage: Eukaryota; Metazoa; Chordata; Actinopteri; Blenniiformes; Blenniidae. The transcript has 42 exons. Gene Ontology annotation, cellular component: membrane; voltage-gated calcium channel complex. The coding region runs from base 450 to 5444 and encodes 1664 amino acids.
AGAGACCCGGACCGCCACGGGAGACCGCUCCAACAUCCAGGAAGACCCAGAGACCCGGACCGCCACGGGAGACCGCUCCAACAUCCAGGAAGACCCAGAGACCCGGACCGCCACGGGAGACAGCUCCAACAUCCAGGAAGACCCAGAGACCCGGACCGCCACGGGAGACAGCUCCAACAUCCAGGAAGACCCAGAGACCCGGACCGCCACGGGAGACAGCUCCAACAUCCAGGAAGACCCAGAGACCCGGACCGCCACGGGAGACCGCUCCAACAUCCAGGAAGACCCAGAGACCCGGACCGCCACGGGAGACCGCUCCAACAUCCAGGAAGACCCAGAGACCCGGACCGCCACGGGAGACAGCUCCAACAUCCAGGAAGACCCAGAGACCCGGACCGCCACGGGAGACAGCUCCAACAUCCAGGAAGACCCGGCGAACACGGAGCGCCAUGGCCGACAGCAGCAGCCCCCCGCUGUCGUCCUACAUCAUGGACGAGGAGACGCUCAAACGAAAACAGAAGGAGAAGCUGAAGAAGCUGAUGGCGACUGGAGGAAACCCGCGACCGGCUCGCUCCCUCCUCGUCCUCAGCCUGAAGAACCCCUUCCGCAAGGCCUGCAUCAGCAUCGUGGAGUGGAAGCCGUUUGAGAUCAUCAUCCUGCUGGCCAUCUUUGCGAACUGCGUGGCUCUGGCGGUGUACCUGCCCAUGCCCGAGGAGGACAGCAACAACACCAACAGCAACCUGGAGAGCCUGGAGUACAUCUUCCUCAUCAUCUUCUCCAUAGAGUGCUUCCUGAAGAUCGUGGCCUAUGGAUUUCUUUUUCACGCAGACGCAUAUCUAAGAAACUGCUGGAACAUUCUGGACUUCGUCUGUGUGUCUGUUGGACUGUUCACCGUGGCGGUGGACGCCAUCAACCACAUCAGCGGAGUGGAGGCUCCCGUCGGGGAGAAGGGUGGAGGCUUUGACAUGAAAGCUCUGAGGGCGUUCCGAGUCCUCCGCCCCCUCCGGCUGGUGUCUGGAGUGCCGAGCCUGCAGGUGGUGAUGAACUCCAUCCUGAAGUCCAUGCUGCCGCUGUUCCACAUCACCCUGCUGGUCCUCUUCAUGGUCACCAUCUACUCCAUCAUGGGACUGGAGCUCUUCAAGUGCAAAAUGCACAAGACCUGCUACUACACUGGCACAAAUAUCAUUGCCACAGUGGAGAAUGAGAAGCCAGCUCCGUGCGCCCAGGCGGGGAACGGCCGGCGCUGUGCCAUCAACGGCACGGAGUGCCGCUCCGGCUGGCCCGGCCCCAACAACGGAAUCACCCACUUCGACAACCUGGGCUUCUCCAUGCUGACGGUCUACCAGUGCAUCACCACACAGGGGUGGACCGACGUCCUCUACUGGGUGAACGACGCCGUGGGGAUGGAGUGGCCCUGGCUCUACUUCACCACGCUCAUCCUGGUCGGCUCGUUCUUUGUGCUCAACCUGGUUCUUGGUGUACUCAGUGGCGAGUUCACCAAGGAGCGAGAGAAGGCCAAAUCCCGGGGAGAGUUCCAGAAGUUACGGGAAACCCAGCAGCUCGACGAGGACCUCAAAGGCUACAUGGAGUGGAUCACUCAGGCUGAGGUUCUGGAUCAAGACCUGGACAGACAGGGUCUGCUGCCUUUAGAAAACGAUGGAUCAGACACUGGCAGUGUGGGGAAAAUGGACACCAUGCAGCGGAUCAUCUAUUACUAUAAGUUGGCCCGGAAGUGGAAUCGCUGGCUGCGCUGUCGAUGCAGAGUCUAUGUGAAGUCCAGGCUGUUCUACUGGUGGGUCAUCAUGCUGGUGUUCUUCAACACGCUGGCCAUUGCAACAGAGCACCACAACCAGUCCGAGAGACUCACAAACUGGCAAGACAACGCCAACAAGCUGCUGCUGUCCAUGUUUGCCCUGGAGAUGUUCAUGAAGAUGUACGCUCUGGGCCUGCCGUCCUACUUCAUGUCCCUCUUCAAUCGCUUCGACUGCUUCGUGGUGUCCACCGGCGUCCUGGAGAUCAUCCUGGUGCACAUGGGCGUCAUGUCGGUCAUGGGCAUCUCCGUGCUGCGCUGCAUCCGCCUGCUCCGCCUGCUCAAGGUCACCAGGUACUGGACAUCGCUCAGUAACCUGGUGGCCUCGCUCCUGAACUCCGUGCGCUCCAUCGCCUGCCUGCUGCUGCUGCUUUUCCUCUUCAUCGUCAUCUUCUCCCUGCUGGGUAUGCAGGUGUUUGGAGGGAAGUUUAACUUCCCCAACCGAGCGAAACCCCGCAGCACGUUCGACAGCUUCCCUCAGGCGCUCAUCACCGUGUUCCAGAUCUUGACAGGUGAGGACUGGAACACCGUGAUGUACGACGGCAUCAUGGCUCAUGAGGGACCCAGCAUGCCCGGGAUCCUCGUCAGCCUGUACUUCAUCAUCCUGUUCGUCUGCGGGAACUUCAUCCUCCUGAAUGUCUUCCUGGCCAUCGCUGUGGACAACCUGGCGGAGGCGGAGUCGCUGACUUUAGCCCAGAAGGAGAAGGCUGAGGAGAAGAAACGUAAGAAAGCCCUCAGAGCCAACAUGCCUGAUAAAGCCACGGAGGAGAAGGCCAAUCUGGCAAAGAAGCUGGCUGAGCAGCGAGCCAAGGGCGUGGAGGGCGUCUCUACAACCGCCAAGCACAAAAUCGAUGAGUUUGAGUCAGAUGUGAACAAAGUGAAGGACCCGUUCCCUCCCGCGGACUUCCCUGGUGACGAUGAGGAGGAGGACCCUGAGAUCCCGGAGAGCCCCCGGCCUCGUCCCAUGGCAGAUCUCCAGCUGAAGGAGGAAGCCGUGCCCAUGCCGGACGCUAGCUCCUUUUUCAUCUUUGGCCCUCAGAACAAGUUCCGGAAGCUUUGCCAUCGCAUUAUCAACGCAACCACGUUCACCAACAUCAUCCUGCUGUUCAUCCUGCUCUCGUCCAUUUCGCUGGCCGCGGAGGAUCCCAUUGACCCUAUGUCUUUCAGGAACCAGGUGUUGGCCUCUGCUGAUAUCGUCUUCACCUCAGUGUUCACGGCAGAAAUCGUUCUCAAGAUGACGACGUACGGAGCGAUUCUUCACAAAGGCUCCUUCUGCCGGAACUCCUUCAACAUCCUGGACCUGCUGGUGGUGGGCGUGUCCCUGCUGUCCAUGGGCAUGGAGUCCAGUGCCAUCUCAGUGGUGAAGAUCCUCCGGGUGCUGAGGGUCCUGCGGCCCCUGAGGGCCAUCAACAGAGCCAAGGGCCUGAAGCAUGUGGUUCAGUGUGUGUUUGUAGCGGUCAAGACGAUUGGGAACAUCGUCCUGGUCACAAUGCUGCUGGACUUCAUGUUUGCCUGCAUUGGAGUUCAACUUUUCAAAGGGAAGUUCUAUGCCUGCACCGAUUCAGACAAAAUGACUGAGGAAGCAUGCAGGGGCUGGUACAUCAAGUACCAGGAGGGGGCUCUUCAUGAAAUGGAAAUCCGCGAGAGGAAAUGGAUCAACUCAGAGCUCAACUUCGACAACAUCCUGAACGGCAUGCUGACGCUCUUCACCAUCUCCACCUUCGAAGGGUGGCCCAAAAUACUGUACAAGGCCAUUGAUUCGAACCUGGAGGAUACGGGUCCAGUGUACAACAACCGAGUGGCCAUCUCCAUCUUCUUCAUCAUCUACCUGAUCCUCAUCGCCUUCUUCAUGAUGAACAUCUUCGUGGGCUUCGUCAUCGUCACCUUCCAGGAGCAGGGAGAACAGGAGUUCCAGAACUGUGAGCUGGACAAAAACCAGCGGCAGUGUGUUCAGUACGCUCUGAAGGCCCGACCGCUGCGCUGCUACAUUCCCAAAAACCCCUACCAGUACCAGGUGUGGUACAUCGUCACCUCCUGCUACUUCGAGUACCUCAUGUUCCUUCUCAUCAUGCUCAACACCAUGUGCCUCGGAAUGCAGCACUGCAACCAGUCGGACCACGUCAAGCACCUGUCGGACAUGCUGAACGUGAUAUUCACUGUGCUUUUCACCGUGGAGAUGAUCCUGAAGCUGAUGGCCUUCAAAGCCAAAGGUUACUUUGGAGACCCGUGGAAUGUGUUCGACUUUGUCAUCGUGAUCGGAAGUGUUGUGGACGUGAUGCUGAGUGAAAUCAAUGCGGCUCUGGCGUCCUCUGGAGGACCGUAUCAGGUCCAGGAUGCUGCUGCGGUGGAUCCCAUGCAGGAAAUAGCGUCCUUGGAGAACAUGAGUGUGUCCAUCACGUUCUUCAGACUGUUUCGUGUCAUGCGCUUGGUGAAACUCCUGAAUCGCUCCGAGGGGAUCCGCAAUCUGCUGUGGACUUUCAUCAAAGCCCUGCAGGCUCUGCCCUACGUGGCCUUGCUCAUUCUCAUGCUGUUCUUCAUAUACGCUGUGGUGGGAAUGCAGAUUUUUGGGAAAAUUGCUCUUGUUGACGGCACUUAUAUCAACAGAAACAACAACUUCCAGACCUUUCCUCAGGCCGUGCUGCUGUUAUUCAGGUGUGCCACAGGGGAGGCGUGGCAUGAAGUCAUGUUAGCGUCCAUGUAUGGAAAGAAGUGCGACCCCAAAUCAGACUACCUGCCCGGGGAGGAGUACACCUGUGGAUCCAACUUCGCCAUCAUCUACUUCAUGAGUUUCUACAUGCUCUGUGCUUUUCUGAUUAUAAACCUAUUUGUUGCUGUCAUCAUGGAUAACUUUGACUACCUGACACGGGAUUGGUCCAUUCUCGGCCCCCAACACCUGGAUGAGUUCAAAAAAAUUUGGGCAGAGUAUGAUCCUGAGGCCACAGGCCGUAUAAAACAUCUUGAUGUGGUGACACUCCUGCGCAGAAUCCCUCCACCUCUGGGUUUUGGUGAAUUCUGUCCUCAUCGUAUUGCCUGUAAGCGGCUGGUGUCCAUGAACAUGCCCCUCAACAGUGAUGGAACCGUCACCUUCAACGCCACGCUGUUCGCUCUGGUCAGAACGGCUCUGAAGAUCAAGACUGAAGGGAAUUUUGAACGAGCCAAUGAGGAGCUGAGGGGGAUCAUCAAGAAGAUCUGGAAGCGCACCAGCAUGAAGCUGCUGGAUCAAGUCAUCCCGCCCAUCGGAGACGACGAGGUGACGGUUGGGAAGUUCUACGCCACGUUCCUCAUCCAGGAUUACUUCAGGAAGUUGAAGAAGAGGCAGGAAGAGUACUAUGGCUACCGUCCCACCAAGAAAUCCGACACCCAUGAAAUACAGGCCGGGCUGAGAAACAUCGAGGAGGAGGCGGCUCCGGAGCUCCACCGGACCAUCUCUGGAGACCUGAUCACCGAGGACGAGCUGGACCGCAGAGAGGAGGUCAUCCUGAGGAGCCAAGGCAGUCUGUUUGGAAACCCCUUCGCUGACGACAGUGACAUGGUGAAUUCCAGCCAGGCUACGAGCCAGCGCCCUCUACAGAUGGCAGAGGGAGGCACUGGUAACAACAUGAAUCCUCCCAGUGGGACUCACAGUUUUUAUUAACGGCCGUUUGGAGAAACUGAGGGUCAGGAUCACCUGCUUGAUCUGAUCAGAACUUCAUCCAAAGUCAAACCGUGUGGCGUCUCCGGCGUCCCCCUCGUCCUGGUCCAGGGGAAAACAUCUGGACUCUGUCCCUGAGCCGGAGCAGGUUCUCUGCGGGGGAAACCAGUCGGUUCAGCACAAACAGCAAGCUGCACGCUUUGGUGUGGCGCUGCUCUUGCUCUUCAGGAAUUCAUUUGACAUUUUCACAUCAUUUAGAGAGCCGUGGAUAAACGUGGAGAGACUCCUGACACGUUCCUCCAAGAGGAAGACAUCCUGUCCUUUACUUCAUCUCUGGCUGGUGCUCCUCAUCCGGUGGGAGAAACAGCCACAUCUGGGCUUCUUUUCAGUCAUGAAGUUGAACCGAUUUGGUUCUAGUUUCUCCUGAUAACCAGAAUCCCUUCAUCACCUCUGCUGUUCAGGCGGUCCUGUUUGGCUGUGCAGAUGAUUGGAUGAUCAUAUAAUAUGAACAACAACUUCUGACUGGACGAUCCACCACUGACUUUCUCCAUACAAAGAAAACAAAUGAAGAAUAUCAAAAGUAAACGUAGUUUAGGAGCAAGUUGAGCUGGUUUUGGACGCGUUGUAUUUGCAGAGAAUUGGAAGCGUCGGUCUGGUGUGGAGUAAAGCUUUCCGCUGAUCUCCUCAUCUUCUAACUGCUCCUCUCCUCCAGCGAGCGCUGCUCGGGUUCAUCCAGCUGUUUUUCCCAGGAGAAGUGAUUCCAAGCCUGACUGGCUUCUCAUCUUUAAUCUGUGUUCUGCUGGUAACUGUGAAGCGUUCUCAUUAUGCUCUAAACAUUGUACCCACAUUAGAGGGACACAGUGGAACACCAUCCUCCAGUCUUCUGCUGAGUCUGAACUCAGAUUUAGAGUCGAGCUGACCCUGACCCUGAUGGGAAGCCUCAUCAUGAACAUCCGAAGUUCUCACACCGUCUUUCUUUGUGGAAAACCAUAAAUGAGACAAACCGUCCCUGAAUGUUUCAGUCCAGAAUGUGUCCAUACU